Molecule: messenger RNA, 1171 nt
Organism: Cylicocyclus nassatus
Lineage: Eukaryota; Metazoa; Nematoda; Chromadorea; Rhabditida; Strongylidae
Source: the annotation of a GenBank genome assembly
AGAAACUCCUUUAUAUGGUCUUGUGUAAUUGAUCGAAAAUAUCUUCUUCUAGAUGGGCAUAACCCUAGUGUUGCUUGCGGCGUUAUGUACAACGGCUUACAGCAUCACCGUAGAAGAGUUCAAGGCUCUUCCUAUACCUGAAAGUGCCAGCAAUUUGGAGGGGCAAGCCUUCGUGGACUUCAUCAAUGAAAAUCAACCCUUUUAUAAGGCUGAGAUCCCAAAAAUGUCUUUUGAACAAUUUCAAUCCCGCUUGAUGAACUUCAAAUACUUGAAGAAGCCUGUGCAUGCUAAAACCGCUGAUGAACUUGUUCUCAAUGAACCUAUACCGGAAAGAUUUGAUGCUCGGGAAAAGUGGCCAUACUGCGAUUCCAUGAAGCAAAUUCGAGAUCAGGCUAAUUGCGGAUCGUGCUGGGCUGUAUCUGCUGCUUCAACCAUGUCUGAUAGAUUAUGUGCUCAUUCACAAGGAGAGAAAAAGACAAUUAUCUCCGACACUGAUAUUCUUGCCUGCUGCGGAUCACUAUGCGGAGAAGGAUGUGAGGGAGGAGUCUUGCUAGAGGCUUGGGAAUUUGUAAUGAAGGAAGGAGCUUGUUCUGGAGGCCCCUACCUGGCCAAGGACUGCUGCAAAUACUAUCCAUUCCAUCCAUGCGGUAAGCACGCUGGCCAGCCGUAUUACGGCGAAUGCAGUGGUACGCGAAAAACCCCAGCUUGUCGCAAAACUUGUGCAUUCGGCUAUAAACCAAAGUACGACAAGGACAAGAACUAUGCAUCAAGCGCAUACUGCGUCAACGCAACUGAAGAAGCAAUACAAAAGGAAAUUAUGAUUAACGGACCUGUUCAAACCGGUUAUGAAGUUUAUUCGGACUUCUACUUCUAUAAGCGUGGAGUCUAUGUACAUAAAACUGGAAAACAAUAUGGAGCUCAUGCUGUUAAAAUUAUUGGAUGGGGUGUAGAAAAUGGUGUCAAAUACUGGCUUGUUGCAAACUCUUGGAACUACGACUGGGGCGAAGAUGGCUUCUUCAAAAUACUUCGCGGGACCAAUGAAUGCAAUAUCGAAUCGUGGGUCGUUGCCGGUGCUAUGAAAGUUUGAGCAAAUUGCAUCAAUAAAUAUGCAAAAAUAUGUACUGAUAGAAAUGAACAACUUAAGAAAAUGAACAUUAUAUGAAUGGAAUUG